Molecule: messenger RNA, 4822 nt
Organism: Chiroxiphia lanceolata (lance-tailed manakin)
Lineage: Eukaryota; Metazoa; Chordata; Aves; Passeriformes; Pipridae
Gene: BRD2
Product: bromodomain containing 2
Exons: 11
Coding region: 1604-3826 (740 amino acids)
Biological process (GO): chromatin remodeling; regulation of DNA-templated transcription
Cellular component (GO): chromatin; nucleus
Source: RefSeq, a predicted model, not a curated record
GGGAAGAAUUGAAGAAUGCGACCCCUUUACAUUCCAUGAAGGGGUUUGGGGGGUUCCCGUGCGGGGGAGCGAGCGCUGAAGCCCCUCCCGCGGGCGCGGGGCCCUUAGGGUUGCGGGGUGAGAAGUGUGGGGGGAUUGGAGGGGAGAGGUUUAUCGCGGCUUAACCCGGGCUGGCGGCCACGGCAGCGGCGCGUCCGUGGGGGUUGUGGUGUCCCGCGUGUGACCAGGGAGGCGUUGGCGACCCCUGGGAACCCGUGGAGAGCGGGGGGGGCAGGGGGUGGUGCGCGGGUCAAGUGAGUGUUAAGGAGUUCGCGAGCGCCGCGAGGGGGGUGAGGGCGGAAUGGGGGUUCCCAUGGUGCUCGGUGGAGCGGAGGAGAAGGGGGGACGUGGAGAGGCCGCCCGGGAGGGCCGCGGUCAUUGUCCGCUCGCCCGCUCGCGGCCGCCGCCGCCAUUCAAGAUGGCGGCGCCUCUUUCCCCCCCUCCCCUCAGCGCCAACCGCCGCCCUUCUCCCCGCCCACCUCGCUGCCCCUGGGCCAACCACCGAGCGGCGGGCGGUGGCGCCGACCAAUGGGCGUCGAGGGCGCCGCCCGCUCUCAGUGAAGGCGCCGGGCGGAAAAGCCGCGCGGGGAGGCGGGGCCGCACGGGUGGAGGUAGGGGUGAUUGACGCGCCAGUCGGCCAAUGAGAGCGCGAUGUUGGAAGUGCCACCGCCCAAUGAGGCUACGGUUGGGCGGGGAGGGGCGGGUUCGUGACGUCAGCGGUGUCGGCGGCCAAUGGGGAGGUCGGUCGCGUCUAUAUAAGGGCGGGCGGGGGCAGGCCGAGCGGCGCCAUUUCGCGGUGGACGAGGGGACGGAGCUGGUCGGGCCGCGGCAGAGAGAGCGAGCGAGAGAGAGCGCGCAGAGGGGCGGCCCCUUCAAAAAAAAAAAAAAGCAACCAACCUCUCUCGGCUCCAUCCCCCCGGAGGAGCUCCGAGGGGGGGAAACCCUCCCCGGCCUCCGCAGCGACCCCUGCCUGCGGCCACCGGCGGCGAGCGGCCGCCUCCUCGUCCUCCUCCUCCUUCCCCCCCUCCACCUCCCUCAGCGAGCCAAGAUGGAGCGCGGCCGCUGAUCCCGUCGAUCCGCCGUCAUCCACCGGCCUCCCCGCGGCUCAGCGCCUCGUCUGCGGUCCUUGCGGGUGCUCCGGGCUCCGAGCGACUCGCCGAGGGUUGUAUCGAGCGCGUCGCGAAGGGUUUGUGCCUCCCGGUGAAGCUCCGAAGAGGGGACCCCCUCGCUCCCCUCCAGUACCCCCCCGUUGCAUCCCCUCAGCGCUCGCCGCCAUUUUCGCCGCGCCCGUGGAUGUUGAGGCCGUGGGAGGGUCCCGGCAUCGUCUCCUGAGGGAAAAUUAAUUAGAUAGAGGAAAGGGGGGGCUCCUGGCUCGCCUCCCGACCCCCUCCCCGUCCUCAUCCCGCCGGGGAUGCGCUGACGGGGGGGGGCCCCCACCGGGCCGCGAGCGGCGGAGCUUUGGCCGGGCAAAGUGGGGGGGUCGUCGGAGGAGACGGCGGGAGGAGGAGGAGGAGGAGGAGGAAGAGGAGACGAGGGCCCGCGGGCCGCGCACGGAGCCGUCGGGAUGUUGCAGAAUGUGAAUCCCCAGAGCAAGCUCCUGGGGGAGGGCAAUGCCGGGCUCAUGGCGCUGGCGACGCCGACGGAGUCGACUCCCGGGAAGCGGAUCCGCAAACCUUCGCUGCUCUACGAGGGCUUCGAGAGCCCCACCAUGGCCUCGGCUCCCGCCCUUCCCAACCCUCAGGCCAAUCCGCCGCCUCCCGAGGUUUCCAAUCCCAAAAAACCCGGCCGGAUCACCAACCAGCUCCAGUACCUGCACAAGGUGGUGAUGAAGGCGCUGUGGAAGCACCAGUUCGCGUGGCCCUUCCGCCAGCCCGUGGACGCCGUCAAGCUGGGCCUGCCGGAUUACCACAAGAUCAUCAAGCAGCCCAUGGAUAUGGGAACCAUCAAGAGGCGCCUGGAGAACAACUAUUACUGGGGGGCGGCCGAGUGCAUGCAGGACUUCAACACCAUGUUCACCAACUGCUACAUCUACAACAAGCCCACGGAUGACAUCGUGCUGAUGGCGCAGACCCUGGAGAAGAUCUUCCUGCAGAAGGUGGCCCAGAUGCCUCCGGAGGAGCAGGAGAUCGUGGUGCCCGUGGCCAAGAACAGCCAUAAAAAGGGGGCAUCCAGGGCGGCAGCGCUCCUGGCGGGACUGACGGCGGCUCAGCAGGUCCCGGCCGUGUCCUCGGUGUCCCAGCCCACAGUGUACCCCCCCACGACCCCCGAGAUCCCCACAACCAUCGUCAACAUCCCCCACCCCUCGGUCAUCUCCGCCCCCAUCCUGAAAUCCCUGCAUCCCAACGCUCCGGCCGUCCUGGCCCCGCCCGCGCCCACACAGCCCGUGGCCAAGAAAAAGGGGGUGAAGCGGAAAGCCGACACCACCACGCCCACCACCACGGCCAUCAUCGCCACCAGCACCGGCGGCGAGUCCUCCCCGUCCCCCUCGGCCUCCGGAGCCCCCCCGGACCCCCCCAAACCCGCCAAGAUCCCCGCCCGGCGCGAGAGCGGCCGCCCCAUCAAACCCCCCCGCAAGGACCUCCCGGAUUCCCAGCAGCACCAAACUUCCAAGAAGGGGAAGCUCUCGGAGCAGCUCAAGUAUUGCAACGGGAUCCUGAAGGAGCUGCUGUCCAAGAAGCACGCGGCCUACGCGUGGCCCUUCUACAAGCCCGUGGACGCCUCGGCCCUGGGGCUCCACGACUACCACGAGAUCAUCAAGCACCCCAUGGAUCUCAGCACCAUCAAGAGGAAGAUGGAGAACCGGGACUACCACGACGCGCAGGAAUUCGCGGCCGACGUGCGGUUGAUGUUCUCCAACUGCUACAAGUACAACCCGCCCGACCACGACGUGGUGGCCAUGGCCAGGAAGCUCCAGGACGUGUUCGAGUUCAGCUACGCCAAAAUGCCGGAUGAGCCGCAGGACGCCGGAGCUCCCUCUGUGUCCACCCCGCUGCCCGUUCCCAAAUCCUCCUCCGAGGAAUCUUCCAGCGACGAGGACGACGAGGACGAGGACGACGAAGACGACGAGGACGACGAGACCAGCACGGAAAGCUCCUCGGAGAGCGAGGAGAGCUCGGAUUCCGAGGAGGAACGAGCCAACCGGCUGGCGGAGCUGCAGGAGCAGCUGCGGGCCGUGCACGAGCAGCUGGCUGCCCUCUCGCAGGGCCCCGUGUCCAAACCCAAGAAAAAGCGGGAGAAGAGGAAGAGGAAGAAGUCGGAGAAGCACAAAGGGAGGGACGAGGAGACGAGGGCGAGGCAGGCGCAGCUCCGGAGGGCCCGGAAAGCCGGAGGCGGCGGCGGAUCCAAGAAUUCCAAGAAAUCCGCCAAACCUGCCCUGCCAGCCCCUCCAUCCCUCUACGAUUCCGAGGAAGAGGAGGAAUCCAAACCCAUGACCUACGACGAGAAGCGCCAGCUGAGCCUGGACAUCAACAAACUUCCCGGGGAAAAACUGGGAAGGGUGGUGCACAUCAUCCAGUCCCGGGAGCCUUCCCUGCGGGAUUCCAAUCCCGAGGAAAUUGAGAUCGACUUCGAGACCCUCAAACCCUCCACGCUGAGGGAGCUGGAGCGUUACGUCCUGUCCUGCCUCCGGAAAAAACCUCGGAAACCCUACAGCGAGACCAAUGAGAAGCCGGAAUCCGCCCAACAAGUGGCAGCUUCCCGACUUUCCGCCUCCAGCUCCAGCUCUGAUUCCAGCAGCUCCAGCUCCUCCUCCUCCUCCUCCGACACCAGCGACUCGGAUUCCGGUUAGUUGGGAAUUCCCAGGGAUUCCCAGGAGUUCCCGGGCUCCGCAGGACCGGACCCGAGUCCCCCCCCCCUGGAUUUUGGGGUGACUCCCACCCCCCCUCCAGCACCGAUGGACUUUGGGAAUGCGGGAGAAGAGGGGGGAGGAUCCCAUGGGAUGAGGUUGAGAAUUUUGGGAUUAUCCCAUUUUCCUCCUCCAGUGGAAUUUUACUGUUUGUUUUUGGGCUUUUUGUUGAUUUUUUGUUUUGUUCUGUUUUUUUUUUUUUUGUUGGGUUUUUUUUGUUUGUUUGGUUUUUUGGGUGAUUUUUUUUUUCGUUUGGUUUUUUUUUUUUCUGGCUUGGAAUUUUUUCCGACAAAAAAAAAGGGGAGAGAAAAGUUGGGGUUUUUUUGGGGGAGGGUUGGAGGGAGAGUUUUUAGGAAAAAAAACAGCAAAAAAAGUUAAAAAAAACCUAAAAAAAACUUUUUAGAAAAAUGUAAUUAAAAAAAUUUAAAAAAAGCCUCUUGGUGGGGGAGGGGCUGGACAAUUCCAGAGCUUGGGAAAAGAGGGUGAGGGGGAAGGGAGGGGGACAAAGUUUGGGAUCCUCCAGGUGGAUUUUCUUUGGGAUGGUGGGGGGCAGGGGUCACUCAACCCCCUCCUCGACCUUUUUAAUUGUUAAUUUAUUUGGGAAUUUUGGGGAGGAAAAAGGAUGGGCAGUGGGGGAGGGGGUGGGAAAAGUGCCGGGAAUGUUGAGACCCCCCCGCAUGUUCCGGAGGGGGGGGGAGGGGGAAGGGCCUGUUUUUUACGUUGGAAAAAUGUACAAUUUUUUUCUACUCCGUUUUCCGUUUGUUUCUUCGGGGUUUCCCCCCCCCUUCCCCCCCCUUUUUCCCAGCUUUUCCCACCUUUUUUCCCCCACUUUUCCCCGCCCCCCCUCUGUAGCCCCUGUAGAGUUGUGUUUUCAUCUUGUUUUUCCGACCUUUGGAAUUCUUUCGACGUGUAAAUAAAGAAAAUAUUAUUCGAGUUGAA